GUUCGGUUAGUCAGUCGGUCAGUCGCUGCGAUGGAGCUGCGCGAGAUGAACGUGACGACGGAGGAGGAAACCGCGGAGCUCUUGCCGUCGCAGCGGGACGACGACGACGAGAGUUAUUUCAUCGAGUACGCGAUACAGAAGGAAAUAAUAAACCGAAACCGAUGUACCGCAAGUCGACGGCUCCUCGGGCAAACCGGGUAUCUGGAUCUUAGCGUAAACAACACCAAUCACCAGAGCAAGAAAGAGUCACCCUGUGCGGGGAUCAGUUUCAUCCAUGGUUCCGGGCCCAAUUGGCCACCGUCCCGGAAACGCGAGGAGGCAAAGGCCCUGGAAAAUCUCAGAAAGAGGGUCGAACAAUCCAAGCUCUACAAGGCGAACCAGGUCUCGGAUCCCGGAGGGUCGUCUUCAACGUCCGCAAGACAAAACAACGAGGAAGUACAGCAGCUGGAUAACCGACCGCAACUUUUCAAAAAAAUACUGAGUAACAGGCCAAUGAGCAUUGCUCAUGACAGCAGUGAUCUUGAAACGGACUGGCGUGACAGCGAAUUUAUUACGGAAUGUCUUUGCUGGCACAACGUAUAUCGGCAGAGGCACGCCGGACCGCCACUUACCAUGUCGCCUCAGCUGUGCGAAUAUGCGCAAACUUGGGCGAACCAUCUGGCGCAUACGAACACAUUCUACUAUCGAAAUGACCGGGACGUGGGUCAGAACCUCUACUGCAGACCGGGUGGUGCUGUCACCUGCGAUGUUGCCGGUCAGGAAGUCGCUGCCUAUUGGUAUUCCGCCGUCAGGCAGUACGACUUUCUCAAGGAGCCUGACGUACUUCAUGCCAACGUGAACGCAGGUCACUUCACGCAGCUGAUAUGGGCAAACAGCAGACACUUUGGAGUGGGCAAGGCGCGCAGUCGUAGCGGGAAGAUCAUCGUCGUCGCGAAUUACCAGCCGGUGGGAAACAUCUCUGGUCAAUUCCAGAUGAACGUUCAUCCGCCGAUACCCGACUGCGCCAACCUGCCCUUGCCGCCGCCGCCCAGGGUGCGUCAGUACGAGACGCCGAUGUCGGACGUGUCGACAAGCAGCAACAGUUCCAUCAGCACGCAAUAAUACAAACAAAACGACUGCCUCUUUUGCGUAUGCGCCCGCUGGAUAUCAGCGGGCACGGGCCGACUCGUCAGUGCGUUUUAUCUGAGAAAUAAUCGGCACAUGCACGAUUUACACGGUGAAACGUAAAGAGAUACUCCAAGCUUUUACUUCCUUCUUCCUAAUUCCUCUUUACUUUCUUUCGUUGUAGACAGAGCUUAACGCGGUCUUUGCUACUUACGCUGCUUCUUCUCAUCAUGCGGCUAAGACCUCGAUCAUUCACGCUGUCUGACACCAGGUGUGCUAAUUUGUGUGUUAUAUUUUUUUACUAAAAUGCGCAACGGUCGGGACGGAAGAAUAAUUCCUUCUUUUUUUUCGUGCUUAUAUGGUACGAUUUUUUUGUUGAGGUAACUAACUUUUUGGAUUCAAGAGAGGAAUCGUUAUGUCAAUUAUUAUCGCGCUAAAAUAACGAAAUCACAACGUUGCUUUUGCGUUCCAUUACGGAAACUGAUCUGAUGAUUUUCAUUUUUACGACCUCUUUACCUGGUCGCGAUAAACACGACUUGGUCGUAAAAUAAAUUGUAUUAAAUAUAAAUUUUUUCCCAGGCAAAAAUGGGUAUAUACCCGUAGUUCCCUUUUCAGUCCAAACUGCGUGUUGAAAGCGGCAGAAAUAGUCACGCACUGUUACGAACAACUCUGUUCGUGAAAAAAAACAAUCGCAUCAACAUUUUUUUUUGUACAUACGAGUCAAGAUUCUUUUCCAAAAACUUUGAAGUCAUAAAAAUUGAAUUCGAUCAGACCAAUAAGAUAUACUAAUUGUCCCCGCUAAGAAGUUUUCUACGCUGUAAGAACAAAAAUCGGUCAUUUCUUUCGUUUCAGUAUAAAUAUUACUAGUCAUUGUAAUAAUUUAUGAAUAAGACUGAGUUUCACAAGUCUUGGAACUUUGUUCGCAUCACUGCAUACUCGGUACACUAAAAAUUUGCGAUUCUCUAUAUUGUUAGAAAAAUCAGAUCAGUUCUAGUUUCAGAGACAAAAGGAAAAAUGAUUUCUUUCACACAGCUGAAAGAGACGGAAUGUUAGCCCGGUUUUCGAUUUCGAUGAUUGCUCUCCAGGCGUGAAAAUUGCCCAAUUAAUAUUGGUUUUGAAAUCGGGUCGAUCGGUUGAUUCAGGCAGUCACUGUGUCCCGGCGUUUAAUUACCAGAGGUUUAAUAAUUUCUUGGAUCAUUCUGGAGUGGCACGCGUACAACGACAUAAAUUACUUUCAGAACAAAUAAUGGUAUCCGCGAAGUUCCUCUUUGUCGCGACCGUUGAGCAUGAGGGAUAUGUUUGUCUUUGACAGUGAGCGAGACGCCUUCCCCUUUGGCAAGCUGAAAUGUUCAACGUCGCGUCGCCGUGAUCUUUAUUAAUAGCGAAAAUCCCAUCAACGAUAUUGCUUGGUUCCCAACUCGCGGCUUAAGAAACGUUGGACUGUACGUUUUAAAGCUUGAAGUAAUGUACGUAUUGGCUGACAAUGAAUGUACAGCUGUUCGCUCACUGCCAGGGGCAAAGCUGGAAUUCUGUUUUAUCAU
Messenger RNA from Neodiprion virginianus, 2645 nucleotides. Its product is annotated as repressed by EFG1 protein 1-like. Lineage: Eukaryota; Metazoa; Arthropoda; Insecta; Hymenoptera; Diprionidae. The coding region runs from base 31 to 1101 and encodes 356 amino acids. The record is from RefSeq and is a predicted model, not a curated record. Gene Ontology annotation, cellular component: extracellular region. The transcript is spliced from 5 exons.